AUGCCCGUGCCUCAGGAUUGGCACACCCUAGCAAGCGACAUUGUCGCCAGCUACAAGGAGCCGGGCAACUCCCCGGUGCAAGAGCAGAUCUUCAAACAGUGCAUCCGCGUGCUUUCGCUGGACGCGGCCAAAGACGAAACGCAUCUUUUUUGCCGCGAGACACUCAACGUGAUCUCCGGCCAUACCUUGAUCAUGUUUUCGUUUCCGGGCACCACCAGCCCGAUGCUCCAGGUGGUCGAGGACCGCAUGGCCCGCAGCUUGCUGUGCUGCUGCACUUGUGUGCGGGCUUUCUACACCAGCCUCUCGCAGCUCAGAUCUCGUUUUGUCUUGGUGCGCCGCAUUUCCGUGGAGCAAGUGCUCAAAUUCUUGGCCAUUGUGGACGACUGGGUGUUCCGCCGCUUGGAGCCGCGCGUGCACCAGAGCAGCCAGGCGACGGCCUCGGCACUGCUUGAUUCCGUGCGGCUGACGCUCUAUGAGUAUCUCUCCAACGUGUCCUUGCUCCGCACAAAGCCGACGUUCAGAAGCGCGGUGGCCACGCUCAUCCUGUCCUCGGGCGCUGCGGAGUUUUUGCAGCCAGACCAUCUUUUGCCGCUGUCCGUGUUCUACUAUGUGGAGGGAAACAGCGCAGAGUCGGCGUUUGCCCAGCUGCAUCUCAAGACGCUCCAUGGAUCGGCAGUGACUCUCGAUCCGCAGGUCGUGGACGAGAUCCUCCACCAGUGCUACCGGCUUCAGAACCUGCGGUACUUCUCGCAGGAUUUCAGCCUCCGGUUCUGGCAGAUGAUGUCCGUUGUGCUCGACCUCUGCCCGGGGGAGGAGUUCUCAAAAUUGCUCGAGACGUCCGAGCUCGAGGCCUGGAGCGCGUACACACAGAUCCGGCUCUCGCCGUUGGUCCGCGUCUUCUUCAACAACUUGUUGGCGUGCUUGGACAAGCCGUUCCCUGUUCUCCUCGACGUAUUUGGCCGUCUUCUCCGGCGUUUCGGCAGCAGGCUCUGGGCCAUGGCUCCCGAGUUCCACUUCACCAACGUGUUGGAUGCCGUGUUGCGUAGCCCGCUCUACCAUAAGCACUUGCACCUCGCAUCAGUCAGUGGCAACCCGGAGCAAAUGCUGAAGCCGCUUUUGGAGUGGAUCCCGUGCCUUGUCAGCAGUCUUUCAGGACCGCAAAAACAAACCGCCGCAAUCAAAUUCACGGAUUUCUUGGUGCACCGAGAAAAGUCUGAGCCUGGCAGCGCCCGCGUCGACUCAGCUGAACUCUUGCAUGCGUGUUUCGAGACACUAGACGACUCGCUAGACUCAGCUGCUCUCUCGGUCUCGUUGCUUAAGAUGCUGGAUGCGCGCAUGACCGUCAACCGAUACGCAGAGUACUUCGUCAACCUUGCCCGAAAUGGCUCCAAACACGCAAAUGCCCUUGUGUGUGUUUGCCUCAAGUACGACAUCAUUGUGGCUUCGCACAACUCGUCUGUUCUCCAGCAGAAAAAAAGCCCCACGUUAUUCGAGGCGAACAAUGCAUUAUGGGCAGCUUUGGCCAGAGCUCCAUUUACUCUGGCCGCAUUUGCGUCAGGCAUCCUCAGCUCCUUCACCGACGCUCUGUCUGUGAUCAUUUUCAAGGACACGAAGGACGCUCAGCUCACACGGGAGCUUGACGCCUCUUUGAAAAUACAUAAUAGAGACACAGAAGCGUUGUGCAAAAACGUGUCUAUUAUUCUCGAAAAGAUCGGUCUCAUGGACGUGGACGAUCUCAAGGCUGUUCUUGCCACCGAAUCGUGUCUGGAGGGAAUAUGGAGCUGCAUCUUCAACACGCUGAUGAGUCAGGCAGCCCUUACGCUCGUAUCUCAGGUCUUCGACUCAGAAGACCGUUAUGAAGGUAUUUUUGCCUUACUCAACAGCUCCCUUCGUGUGAACAUAAUGGCCAUCAACAAGUCAUUGUGCAAAAUAGCAACAAUGUCUGCAUAUGAACCGUGCCCUAAAGCACUUCGAAUCUUGAUGGAUAUCAUCAAUGCGCUCACUGGUCCUUUGAAUGGUAUACUCAACACGCAAUCAAAUCAUCACGUCGACUCAAUACUGGUCAUUCGUGAUUUCUGGGAGUCUAGCUGGCGGUUCUUGGUGAUGAUAUACAAAAGGACCCUUGUUUGGGCUGGCCUUUACCAUUUAUCUGACUUGAUUGAAUUCACGCGCGAUACACUUGACACGAGUCAUUUACUAUUGGAUUCCUUCAGAGUCUUGAUGGAUUACUUUGCAAACUCGAGCUUCAAAAGCUCCCUCUUUGACACUUUUAUGGCCACAUUCAUACACCUCAUCGUGUGGUUGAGGUUGGGUGAUACAUCCCUUUUAUACUCUUGCGUAAAUUUGGUCUUCAAGGGAUUUGAUCUUGCCAAAGAACUUGACGCUCGUGUCGAUAAGGAUUUCAUUGUCAUGUUUGCUAAAUAUGGCGCAAAGGCGAAGAAAUUUAACAACAAAUUAACUGAGCAACAGCGAAGCUUAAUUCUAGCGAAAGCAAGCGAAUUUGAUGCUAAGCUAGUUCAGUAUGUGAUUGACGAGAGCGCAAAAGAACGCCUGAGUAUGACUCCUCCAGUCAAUAGAGAUGCCAGAAGCGAGCAACCAAAGGCGCCUUCCUACAUCUAUCAGACACAUAACAAAGGAUCGAAGCAGUCUACUCUCGCCAGGUUCGGAGUCGUCACUACUCAGGCUCCUGUUGCUCCACCACCUCCGAAACCCUUCAAGCUGAACAACCUUGAAGCCAUUAGAAGUGAGCUCAAGAACAAUAGAGCUCCACCUAAGCCCGUCAUUAACCCUGCGCCACCACGGCCAGCCGGCUUCAACCAUAAGUCUACGGCUGUCGGGCGCUCUUUGAAUGCAUUAAAAAACAGGAAGCAUGAUUCAGACUCUUCAGAUGAGGAUGCUGAAAAUGAUGUGGACACAUCUGAUCUUUUCCUCGACAGCAAGAAGAAACCCAAGAUCAUUGAAGUUGAUAUAAACGGAAGACGGGUUCAAAAAAUGCCAUUGGCAAAAAAGGUUGACACCAAACGGCAGGAAGAAGAACGGAUGCGCCAGCGUUUGAACGUGAACUUGAAGCCCCUUUACUCAACUGUUUUAAGAUGGAACUACAAUACAAAUAGUGAGUUCCCCACAGAAGAUCGAGACAUUUACAAACCAAUCAAAGACUCUUACAGCUCUGCGAAAGAGUAUGUUUCAGAGAUUGAGCCUUUGCUCAUGUUGGAAUGUUGGCAGGGUAUUCAAUCGUCACGGGUCACUGGCCAGGAGCUUCCUUUUGAGCUCUUGCUUGGAAGUAGAGUUACAUGUGACGGUUUCUUCGAUGUCCAUGGCUCUAUGAAAAAAACAGAAUUGGCCGCCAGAAAAAUUGGUGAAACGGAUCUCCUAGUCCUUGGCUAUGUGGCAGACAAGGAUAUCUCGUCGCCGCAUGAAAUUUCGAAGUAUCUAAAACUGCAAGAUUCUCAAACUUGUUUGGCUAAAGUGAGAGAAAUCAAGUCUGCUAAUCAAAACUAUAGCGACAUAACAGUAAGGGUAUAUCCUCAAGGUUCCAUGGUUGGUUUGUUGAGUCCACAAGCUGUCAUUGUGGGUAUGAAAGUCAUGCAAAUGAUAACUGUCGAGAGAGAAUUCUCUUCUUUGAGAGGUCUUCCAUAUUACGACUUGUGCGAUGAAAUUUUAGCAGGGAAACCAUGUGAGGCGAAACCAAUCUCGGAUGCUGAAGCUAGCAGUAUGUGUGGUAAGCUUGGCGUAAACAUGUCUCAAGCAAAAGCGAUCAUUGGAGCAAACCGAGAUGAAGGUUUUUCAUUGAUUCAAGGACCACCUGGAACAGGAAAAACCAAAACCAUUUUGGGAAUUGUGGGACAUUUUCUUUCUUCAGUGUCUGCAAACCCACAUACUAUUAUCACGCCUGUUCUGGCCACUUCCGCAUCAUCAGAAGAGACUAAGCCAGUCAAAAAAGUUUUGAUCUGUGCACCAAGUAAUGCUGCAGUGGAUGAACUAGUAGUGCGCUUGAAGGAUGGUGUUGUCAAUGACAGUGGACACUUGACUACUCCUAAAAUAGUACGUCUAGGACGGCCAGACGCAAUGAAUGCUUCUGUUCGUCAUUUGUGUCUAGAAGAGCUCAUCGAAGGGCAAUUGAAGGCCCGUUAUGCUGCUGUUGAUCCCAGCAUUCGCUUGGAAAUCAACAAAUGCAUCUCCGAAAAAGACCGUCUUAAAGAAGCUCUAAAAAGGGAAGAUCUAAGGGACCCAGAAAUUGUGGAAUUGCAGGCUCAGUUGCAAGACAUUAACAAAAAGAGAAGUGAGCUCAGUCGCCGCCUUGAAGAACAGAAAGAAAAUGCGGCAGUUGCUUAUCGUACUCGAGAAAUUGAAAAAAGGCAAGCCCAAGCUAAAAUUUUGAGUGAGGCCCAGGUGAUUUGCUCAACGUUGUCAGGGUCUGCUCAUGACUUUUUGGCAAGUAUGUCUAUGAAAUUCGAUCAAGUCAUUAUUGACGAGGCUUGUCAGUGUGUGGAGUUGUCCGCGAUCAUUCCUUUGAGGUAUGGUUGCAAAAAGUGUGUCAUGGUCGGAGAUCCUAAUCAAUUACCACCAACAGUGCUUUCCCAGAAGGCAGCCUCCUUCAAGUAUGAGGAGAGUUUGUUCGUCAGAAUGCAACGGAACAACUCAGGCUCUAUAUACCUCUUGGAUGUUCAAUACCGUAUGCAUCCUGAAAUUUCUGUCUUCCCCAGUGCCCAAUUUUAUAACUCCAGAUUAUCUGAUGGUGAUGGAAUGCAAGAGAAAAACCAACGGCUUUGGCACAGCAAUUUCCCACUUACGCCUUACAGGUUUUUUGACAUUGUCAGUCGUCAACAGCAAAAUCAGCAGACUAAAUCUUUUUUCAAUACUGCUGAAGCACGCGUUGCUUUAGAGCUUGUUGAGACUUUAAUGAAAAUUUUACCUGAGAACAAGUUCAAGGGAAGAAUCGGUAUCAUCUCACCCUACAAGGAACAAAUCAGAACCCUAAGAGACACAUUUCAAAGGAAAUUCGGGAACAUGAUCUUCAGUGAGAUUGACUUUAAUACUGUGGAUGGUUUUCAAGGUCAAGAAAAAGAGAUUAUCAUCAUGUCUUGUGUGAGAGCCAGUGAAAAUGGAAGUGUUGGGUUUUUGAGUGAUGUUAGGCGUAUGAACGUGGCAUUGACUCGUGCUAGAACAACUCUUUGGAUUUUGGGAAACAAGACAUCCUUGCGCAGAGACAGAGUCUGGAACAAGCUUGUCACUGAUGCAGAGUCUAGAUCAUGCGUCUCUUCUGCUCAGCCAGGUUUUUUGAAAAACUUGAAGAUGAGCGGUGUAGUAGCUAGUGGGGUUACUGAGUUAUCCAGACAUCCAAGGGUGGCUAAAGAUAUUCCAGAAACAAAAGCCAUCGAAGGAGACUCGCCAUUUGCGAGCCACGAUUACACCGGGAAGGAUUCUUACCGUCCAGUAAAUGACAGGUCCAAAAUCAACUCCCACAAGUCAAGAGAUAAGAACGGCGGAGGAGACUCCUGCUUACCUUCGUCUAGCCGUCCUGAAAAUGACACAGCUAGCGAUGCUGUAGGGAGAGAUUCGUAUCGUCCCGCAAGCACAGCUGAACAGCCGGUAAAGGACGCAUAUCGCCCGAAUGGCAAUUUGACUGGAAAGCCAACAUUUUCCUCUUUUCUCCAGCAAUCUACCAACAGCGUCCCUAGCAAAGUGCACAAAAGAAAACUUGAGGACAGCCAGGACCAACGGAGCGAAACACGCAAGUCAAAGAAGAAUCCACAUGUUUACAUUCAUACACCACGAAGUGAGAGCAACAUGCAAGAGCAUCUGAACGCAAACAGCCAAAACGCCAAAUCUGGCACAAAGAUCAUCUCCAAUAUUCCUAGUGGACCUCGCGCGCUUCCGAGCGAAGCGGGCGAGCAAAAAGCUGGACAAAUGCCCUCUGGAGCGGGGUCUACCGACCAGACGAGAGGGUAA
Metschnikowia bicuspidata var. bicuspidata NRRL YB-4993 is the source of this 5952-nucleotide messenger RNA. It is a transcript of the gene SEN1, whose product is annotated as putative DNA/RNA helicase. Gene Ontology annotation, molecular function: ATP binding; helicase activity; transcription termination site sequence-specific DNA binding. Gene Ontology annotation, cellular component: nuclear body. Gene Ontology annotation, biological process: termination of RNA polymerase II transcription. The record is from RefSeq and is a predicted model, not a curated record. Bases 1 to 5952 code for a protein of 1983 amino acids. Lineage: Eukaryota; Fungi; Ascomycota; Pichiomycetes; Serinales; Metschnikowiaceae. The transcript has 2 exons.